This is a messenger RNA of Coprinopsis cinerea okayama7#130, 1116 nucleotides long. RefSeq lists its product as hypothetical. The record is from RefSeq and is a predicted model, not a curated record. The coding region runs from base 1 to 1116 and encodes 371 amino acids. The transcript is spliced from 7 exons. Lineage: Eukaryota; Fungi; Basidiomycota; Agaricomycetes; Agaricales; Psathyrellaceae.
AUGUGUAGCUUCGAUCUGGCCAUGGACCCCAACAUCGAUAUCGCCGAGACUUCCACUUGCACUACUUGCCGCUUUGUUGAGGAUAAAUCCAAUUACUGGACCGCUGUCCUUUACUUCAAGCAUCGAAACGGGUCCUAUUACAGAGUUCCUCAAAUGGCCAAUCACAACACUGGCCCAGGGUACCAAGCCGGGGGAAUGACUGUCUACUACUUCCAACCCCGUCCGCCCACCAAAAACUUGAACGUCGUUGCUUUCGCCAAGGGAUUCCGAAUGAUUACUGGCAACCCGAUGCGGCGCAGUAAUGCUGAUAUUGCGCCCAACUCGACGGAAUACCGCACAUCAUCUUACAGAUGCUUUGAGGGCGCUGACCUAGGCUUUGGCGUUCCUGGUGGUGCAGACUCGAUCGACACCUUCGACCUCCCGAAUCGACCUUGUUCAGGCGGCAUUCGGUCAAAUAUUUUCUUCCCCCAAUGCUGGGACGGGGUCAAUCUCGAUACACCUGACCAUUCGAGCCAUGUCGCGCACCCAGUAGGAGGUAUCUUCGGAACCGACUGCCCGGAUAGUCAUCCCGUUCGCCUUCCCUUGCUCUUCAUCGAAAUCGUUUGGGAUACGCGCUCGUUCAAUGACCCAGACCUUUGGCCAGAAGACGGCAGUCAACCUUUCGUUUUCAGCAUGGGAGACCCAACUGGUUACGGACAACACGCCGACUAUGUCUUCGGCUGGGAAGGCGAUUCUCUCCAGCGUGCGAUGGAGGUCUGCACCAACAGCGACGGUAUCCCCACGAAUUGCCCCGUCCUUACAGUCCAAGAUACCGACGCGAUGAACAACUGCCGACUUCCCGCCAAGGUUCCCGAAGUCGUCGAGGAUGCAUAUCUCUCAGAGAUGCCUGGCUGCAAUCCAAUUCAAGCUGGGCCCGAGCCAGCUACGAUGGUCCCCGACUGCACAGCGGUCUCGACAACCAUCGACGCCCCUCUCCCCACCGGAUCUCCAGCUGCGAUUAUUCCACCUUGGCAAGUAUGUCAUGACGGAAGCUCGACGGAUCCUCUGGUUCCACGGUGUGACUCGAUCCCUGUUAAAGAGAAGAGGGACGUCCCCGCUGUUGUCACUCCUUUGUGA